AUGUUUGAAGAGGAUGCUGAAUCAGAGCUAAAUAAAAUUCCACUUUCUGACAACACAAUAAUUGAUGAGAGUACGGACAUUACUGGUAAAACACAGCUCCUUGUACUAGUUCGUUUUAUUAAUGAUGAAGCUAUUGUAGAAGACUUUCUGUGUUGCAAAGAGUUGCCAGAAACAAGAAAAGGACAAGAUGUAUUUGAUGUUUUGAAUUCAUAUUCAGAGUAUUGUGGAUUGAACUGGAAAAACUGUGUUGGUAUUUGUACAGAUGGUACCCCUGCAAUGACAGGAUGUCUUAAAGGUUUUGUCCCAAUCGCACAAAAACAAAAUCCAAAUAUUAUCCAUACUCAUUGUUUCGUUCAUAGAGAAGCACUAGUUGCUAAAACUCUUGGACCUGAACUAAAAUCUGCAUUGGGUAUGGUAGUGAAAAUAGUUAAUUGCAUCAAGAUGAGGCCACUUAAAUAUCGACAGUUUGCGAAACUUUGUGUGGGUAUGGAAGCAGACCAUUCCACCUUAAUCCAGCACACAGAAAUACGAUGGUUGUCAAGGGGUAAGAGAAGAGUUAUUAACCUUUUGUUUGCAAGAAAACCUGAAAGAUUUUGUAGAAUGUUUGAGUGA
Octopus bimaculoides (California two-spot octopus) is the source of this 612-nucleotide messenger RNA. RefSeq names its product protein ZBED8L-like. The record is from RefSeq and is a predicted model, not a curated record. Lineage: Eukaryota; Metazoa; Mollusca; Cephalopoda; Octopoda; Octopodidae.